This is a messenger RNA of Phalaenopsis equestris, 665 nucleotides long. Its product is annotated as eukaryotic translation initiation factor 5A-2-like. Lineage: Eukaryota; Viridiplantae; Streptophyta; Magnoliopsida; Asparagales; Orchidaceae. Gene Ontology annotation, biological process: positive regulation of translational elongation; positive regulation of translational termination. Gene Ontology annotation, molecular function: translation elongation factor activity; RNA binding; ribosome binding. The record is from RefSeq and is a predicted model, not a curated record.
GUGGUCGAGGUGUCGACUUCCAAGACUGGGAAGCAUGGACAUGCAAAAUGUCACUUUGUUGCAAUUGAUAUUUUCACUUCUAAGAAGCUUGAGGACAUUGUGCCUUCUUCUCAUAACUGUGAUGUUCCGCAUGUUAAUCGUACUGAUUAUCAGUUGAUUGAUAUAGCUGAAGAUGGAUUUGUUAGUCUUCUGACUGAAAGUGGAAACACCAAGGACGAUCUGAAGCUCCCUACUGAUGAGACUCUGCUGAAGCAGAUCAAAGAAGGGUUUGCGGAGGGGAAGGAUCUGGUGGUCACCGUGAUGUCUGCAAUGGGCGAAGAACAGAUGUGCGCUCUGAAGGAUAUCGGCCCAAAGUAGUUUCCAAUUUCCAUCACUCACACCAAUGUUAUAUUAUAAGUAUAAUAUUACUGAUUUUUAUGCUCCUUUAUCUAAUGUUUUUGUAUAAUUCAAAACUAUGGGAAUAUCCGGGGGCCAAUAUCCACCGCAGAACUCUCCUCUCUUUUGGCUCGGUGUGUUAGUCUCUUGUCGUCCCGGCUACAUGUCAGUGUACUUCUUGCUUCUGUUCUCAAUGAAGCUUACGCUGUGUUCUGGAUUUUGUAUUUACUGCUGAGGUAUUUGUUCUCUAUUUUGACUUGCUGAAAUAUUAUUCCUUGGCUUUUAUGAAA